Molecule: messenger RNA, 4139 nt
Organism: Hyaena hyaena (striped hyena)
Lineage: Eukaryota; Metazoa; Chordata; Mammalia; Carnivora; Hyaenidae
Gene: ABL2
Product: ABL proto-oncogene 2, non-receptor tyrosine kinase
Exons: 12
Coding region: 214-3759 (1181 amino acids)
Biological process (GO): protein phosphorylation; regulation of apoptotic process
Molecular function (GO): protein binding; ATP binding; non-membrane spanning protein tyrosine kinase activity
Source: RefSeq, a predicted model, not a curated record
AGGAGGGAGAAGGAGAGUCUGUGAGUCGCCGAGAGGCAGCGCAGCGGCUGCUGUGAGGAGUCCGCGUGCGGAGCCGCCGGCGGCCCGACAGCUCGGGGCCGGGGCCUGGACUGGGACCCGGAGAGGCCGGAGCAGCGCCGGGAGCCUGAGGCCGGAGCCGAGGAGGAAUGUGACCUGGGGUCGGCGGGGGCGCGGGAGUACGCGAGCGCAGGGAUGGGGCAGCAGGUGGGCCGCGUCGGGGAGGCUCCGGGGCUCCAGCAGCCGCAACCUCGCGGGAUCCGGGGCAGCAGUGCAGCCAGGCCCUCCGGCCGCAGGCGGGACCUGGCGGGGCGCACCACAGAGGCCGGCUUCAAUAUCUUCACCCAGCAUGAUCACUUUGCCAGCUGUGUGGAGGAUGGCUUUGAGGGAGACAAGACUGGAGGCAGUAGUCCAGAAGCCUUGCACCGCCCCUAUGGUUGUGAUGUUGAACCCCAGGCGCUGAACGAAGCCAUCAGGUGGAGCUCCAAGGAGAACUUACUUGGAGCCACCGAGAGUGACCCUAAUCUCUUUGUUGCACUUUAUGAUUUUGUAGCAAGUGGUGAUAAUACACUCAGCAUCACUAAAGGUGAAAAGCUACGAGUCCUUGGUUACAACCAGAAUGGUGAGUGGAGUGAAGUUCGCUCUAAGAAUGGCCAAGGUUGGGUGCCAAGCAACUAUAUCACCCCAGUGAACAGCUUGGAAAAACAUUCCUGGUACCAUGGGCCUGUGUCACGCAGCGCAGCGGAAUACCUCCUCAGCAGUCUAAUCAACGGCAGCUUCCUGGUGCGAGAGAGUGAGAGCAGCCCCGGGCAGCUGUCCAUCUCGCUCAGGUAUGAGGGGCGCGUCUAUCACUACAGGAUCAACACCACCACAGACGGCAAGGUGUACGUAACUGCUGAGAGCCGUUUUAGCACCCUUGCGGAGCUGGUCCACCAUCACUCCACGGUGGCGGAUGGGCUGGUGACAACAUUACACUACCCAGCGCCCAAGUGUAAUAAGCCAACGGUUUAUGGCGUGUCCCCCAUCCAUGACAAAUGGGAAAUGGAACGAACGGAUAUUACCAUGAAGCACAAACUUGGGGGUGGACAGUAUGGAGAAGUUUAUGUUGGCGUCUGGAAGAAAUAUAGCCUUACGGUUGCUGUGAAAACAUUGAAGGAAGAUACCAUGGAGGUGGAGGAGUUCCUAAAAGAAGCCGCAGUGAUGAAGGAGAUCAAGCACCCUAAUUUGGUGCAGCUCUUAGGUGUGUGUACUUUGGAGCCACCAUUUUACAUCGUGACUGAGUACAUGCCCUAUGGCAACUUGCUUGAUUAUCUCCGAGAGUGCAACCGAGAAGAAGUGACUGCGGUCGUGCUGCUGUACAUGGCCACCCAGAUCUCUUCCGCAAUGGAGUAUUUGGAGAAGAAGAAUUUCAUCCAUAGAGAUCUCGCAGCCCGUAACUGCCUAGUGGGAGAAAACCAUGUGGUAAAAGUGGCUGACUUUGGCUUGAGUAGAUUGAUGACUGGAGACACCUAUACUGCUCAUGCUGGAGCCAAAUUUCCUAUUAAAUGGACAGCACCAGAGAGUCUUGCCUACAAUACCUUCUCAAUUAAAUCUGACGUUUGGGCUUUCGGGGUCCUGCUGUGGGAAAUCGCUACAUAUGGAAUGUCACCAUAUCCAGGUAUUGACCUGUCUCAGGUCUACGAUCUACUGGAAAAAGGGUAUCGAAUGGAACAACCUGAAGGAUGCCCCCCUAAGGUUUAUGAACUUAUGAGAGCAUGCUGGAAGUGGAGCCCUGCCGACAGGCCCUCUUUUGCUGAAACACAUCAGGCUUUUGAAACCAUGUUCCAUGACUCCAGCAUUUCUGAAGAGGUGGCUGAGGAGCUCGGGAGGGCUGCCUCCUCCUCAUCUGUUGUUCCCUACCUGCCCCGACUGCCUGUACUUCCUUCCAAGACCCGGACACUGAAGAAACAGGUGGAAAACAAGGAGAAUAUCGAAGGGCCACAGGACGCCACAGAAAAUUCUGCGUCCAGUUCAGCACCAGGGUUCGCUAGAGGUGCACAGGCCCCCAGUGGGUCCCCAGCGCUGCCUCGAAAACAAAGAGACAAGUCACCCAGCAGCCUCUUGGAAGACGCCAAAGAGACUUGCUUCACCAGGGAUAGGAAGGGAGGCUUCUUCAGCUCCUUCAUGAAAAAGAGAAAUGCUCCCACACCCCCUAAACGCAGCAGCUCCUUCCGAGAAAUGGAGAAUCAACCCCACAAGAAAUAUGAACUCACGGGUAACUUCUCAUCUGUUGCUUCUCUACAGCAUGCUGAUGGGUUCUCUUUCACUCCUGCCCAGCAAGAGGCGAAUCUGGUGCCACCCAAGUGCUAUGGGGGGAGCUUUGCACAGAGGAACCUCUGUAAUGACGAUGGUGGCGGGGGCGGGGGCAGCGGCACUGCUGGGGGCGGGUGGUCUGGCAUCACAGGCUUCUUUACACCACGCUUAAUCAAAAAGACACUGGGCUUACGAGCGGGUAAACCCACAGCCAGUGAUGACACUUCCAAGCCUUUUCCAAGGUCAAACUCUACAUCUUCCAUGUCCUCAGGGCUUCCAGAGCAGGAUAGGAUGGCAAUGACCCUUCCCAGGAACUGCCAGAGGUCCAAACUCCAGCUGGAAAGGACAGUGUCCACCUCUUCUCAGCCAGAAGAGAAUGUGGACAGGGCCAAUGACAUGCUUCCAAAAAAAUCAGAGGAAGGUGCUGCUCCAAGCAGGGAGAGACCAAAAGCCAAACUUCUGCCUAGAGGAGCCACAGCUCUUCCUCUCAGAACCCCCUCUGGGGAUCCAGCCAUUACAGAGGAGUCUCCGGGGGCGGGGGUGGCUGGAGUGGCAGCUGCCCCAAAGAGCAAGGAGAGGAAUGGCGGAGCACGACUUGGCAUGGCUGGGGUCCCAGAGGAUGGCGAGCAGACGGGCUGGUCUUCUCCCGCCAAGGCUGCCGCAGCCCCCCCAACCACUCACAACCACAAAGUGCCGGUCCUCAUAUCACCCACUCUGAAGCACACUCCAGCCGACGUGCAGCUCAUUGGCACAGACUCUCAGGGCAAUAAAUUCAAACUCUUAUCUGAGCAUCAGGUCACAUCCUCUGGAGACAAGGACCGACCCCGACGGGUAAAACCAAAGUGUGCCCCACCCCCACCGCCAGUGAUGAGACUACUGCAGCAUCCGUCCGUGUGCUCAGACCCCACGGAAGAGCUGACCGCCCCCGCUGCGGGACAGCCCACGUCAGAGACACAGGAAGGAGGGAAAAAGGCAGCGCCGGGGGCAGGGCCCGGCAGUGGGAAAGCUGGGAGGCCAGCGGUGCCUCCGCCUCAAGUGCCUCUGCCCACAUCUUCUGUCUCGCCGGCCAAGAUGGCUAACGGCACAGCAGGUACUAAAGUGGCUCUGAGAAAAACCAAACAGGCGUCUGAGAAAAUCUCCGCAGACAAAAUCAGCAAGGAGGCCCUGCUGGAAUGUGCUGACCUACUGUCCAGUGCAAUCUCGGAACCUGUGCCCAACAGCCAGCUGGUGGACACCGGACACCAGCUGCUCGACUACUGCUCAGGCUAUGUGGACUGCAUCCCCCAAACCCGCAACAAGUUUGCCUUCCGAGAGGCUGUGAGCAAACUGGAACUCAGCCUGCAGGAGCUGCAGGUGUCCUCAGCAGCUGCUGGCGUGCCCGGGGCGAACCCUGUCCUUAAUAACUUACUGUCAUGUGUACAGGAGAUCAGCGAUGUGGUUCAGAGGUAGCCACUGUCAGCCUAGUGGGAAGGUGCUCGCGUUGCUGAGGGGAGAGGGAGAGGGGCUUGUUUUCCUGUGUUCUUGUUUUCAAAAAAUGAAAGACUGAUACUUGAGUGUGUUUAUGUGAAGUACCUCAGUUCUCUGAGUUCUCACGUUUACAGGUUCAUCUCAAAAAUAACGAAAAGCAAAACACAUAGGACAGGGAAGCUGGGUGGGGGCAGAGCAGCAGUGGACGGGAGCGGAAGCUGCACUGGAUGGAACGUCAGGGAACGUGUGUGUGUCCCACCACGGAGGAGCGGGUGGCGCGAGGUGGCCGCGCGGGGCUGCUCCCGACAAGACCGCGGGACCGCGCCUGCCCAGCGGAUUGGCGGUGGCUCAUUCUGCACCGC